Messenger RNA from Mercenaria mercenaria, 2535 nucleotides. Its product is annotated as transient receptor potential cation channel subfamily V member 3-like. Bases 349 to 2535 code for a protein of 728 amino acids. Lineage: Eukaryota; Metazoa; Mollusca; Bivalvia; Venerida; Veneridae. Gene Ontology annotation, biological process: calcium ion import across plasma membrane. Gene Ontology annotation, molecular function: calcium channel activity. Gene Ontology annotation, cellular component: membrane. The record is from RefSeq and is a predicted model, not a curated record. The transcript has 2 exons.
UCUAGAUUUUGAAUAGUAAUACAAAAAAUGUCUUCUUUUUCUAAAACUAACGGAAAACAACCAUCAGAAAUAGGAUGGGCGAAAACAGAUUUUCGAAUUCGAAAUCUGUAUGCCGGAUUGGAAAAAAUAUCGAAUUUAAAGGAUGAUGAAGAACAGUCUAAAAAGCUAGAUGAAAUUGAAAAGAAAUUCAAAGCGUUUUUUAAAGUAACAAAAUCAGAAAAAUAUGAGCGCCUAUUUCACAAAGAUAUUUUGCAAGGAACAAUAACAGACGAACACAUAAGAGAUGAUCCAUUACAAACAGAAAUGUAGGACAAUGAUAUAAAUGGGGAAUCGUUGUUGUUGCGGGCAAUGUCCAUAUCGGUUGAAAAAGAAAGCAAGCAGGAAGAAACACUUACGAAAAUAAAAGAAAUGUUGAUAGAGUCGUGUCCUAAGAUGAUAUUUUUUUCAAAGAAAAAUGAUAAAUGCAAAGGAAUAACACCGCUUCAUGUUGCAAUAUUGAAAGAGGAUACAAAUUUACUUGAAUACAUGGCAACUGUUGCUAGCGACAAAAAGAUAAAACCUGAAACCAUCAAGGAUAUCUGCGCUGAUGGUUUUGAGUUCCAAAACACUGUUAUGAUGGCUGGAACACCAUUGGGAGUUGCCGCGCUUAAGUUCAACAAAAAGCUUUUUGACAUAGUAUUGGAACAAUUUAAAUCAGAACUUGAGGUUACAAACCAUAAAGGGGAUAACAUCGUGCAUUCUUUGAUCAAGUAUGCCAUUGUUCAACCAGGCAAAAUGGAUGAUGUACAGAAAAUGUUACAUUACGUAUUAGACUGUGAAUUCAAUUCACCAGAUUUGCCCUAUAGUGAAAAGAAGAAAUGGAAGAGAAAAGUUCGUAAACUCCUGAUGAUGAAGAACAAAGAAAAACUGAACCCGCUACAAUUAGCUGCUAAAAGGCAACAGUAUGCAAUAUUUGAGCUUAUCAUGCAUCAUGAGGUACAUUGUACCAGAGAAUCAAGUGACGGGAUUUUCAAUGAAGAAGUCUUCGAUAUCACUGAGAUCGAAACACUUGCAAUUGAAAACGAAGUGAAAGGAGACGAACACGAGAUUAUCAAAAAGGAAUAUCACGAAUCGAUACUGGAGUACCUCAUUCAUCAGCAAACAACAAACGCGUUCUUGUUUGCUGAUUUCAUGCCUGUCAGGGAGGUGAUCAAAGAAAAAUGGAAAUACUAUAGUUCCAAAUUCCUUUUUUGGUUUUUAUUUCAUAUUUUCUCUAUGAUCUUCCUUUCAGUGGCAGCCUUGUACAGGUCAAAACUUGUGGCAUCAGAAAAUGGGGAUAUUACUUAUAAAUACCCUGUUAUUAGGAACGCUUUUGUAACAAGUGCGUCAGUAUUUGGCUCUAUAGUCGGUGUGGUUUAUAUUAUUUUAGAAAUCACAAGGCUUUGUCUAGGUCGUUUUCAAUAUAAGACAGCUUCCUCCAGGUUUAAAAGCGUUCGGCGUCAUUUUAGUACACCUUACUCAAACCUUGUAUUUAGAGUAUACUUUGUAUUGUUUUCUCUGUUGCUUAUUUUGGAUUUUGCCUUUGCUUCAGCUGCAGGGCGACAUUCAUUCGAUUAUCAAAAUUACUGCCUUCUUUUUGCAGUAAUUUUAGGAUGGUAUCUCUUUAUGUUUUUCCUGCAAACAUUUAAAACGUUUAGUUUCUUUACUGUUUUGAUACAAAGAGUUGUAUUAGACAUGUUUAAAUUUGCGUUCGUCAUGGGAAUAUUUCUAGUAGCUUUUUCCAUUGCAAUGUACAUGGCAAUGCAAGGCGCCAAUACCGACAAUGAUGAGUUUGAACACUUUGGAAAAACAAUGGUGAAAAUGCUUACUAUAAUGCUUGGUAUUGGAGAAAUAGACAUCCUGUUCCAGGCUCGACAGCCAGUUCUAGCAGUUAUGAUAUUUGUGAUCUUUGUGCUGUUGACAACAAUACUGUUGCUUAAUGCACUUAUCGCAAUGAUGUCAAACUCAUGCACAGAUUUGAUGAGCCAUCAUAGAGGCAUGACUGCUACAAAGAUGCAUUAUCGUCUACAAAAGCUAUCUGUUAUUCUGUUUCUAGAAAGCUUCCUCCCUCGUUGUGCGUGUAAGGAAGUUGGUUUUGUAAAAAGAAAGAACAGAUAUGAAAAUAAUGAAUGGGUUUCAAACACUCAGAGACGAUUAUGGACUCUGAGUUCUGUUCAUGAUCAUGAAGAAGAGGCAGAAAGCUACGAUCCAUCUGACCAAGGUAUAAUGUCCACACUAAUGUCGCAUUUGCAGCCACGUACGAAAUCGAAGAAAAAAAGCAAAACAACUCACACGAAAUAUAAUAAUGUACGCCCAGCUGUAAGCAGCACGACUACCUUAGAAAUGCAGAAUCAAAAACCUGUUCGAAGACUUUUACAUAUUCGAGACAUUGGUCAUAAUCCUUGUGACACGUGUAAAAACGAUAGCAUGGUCUACACCGAGACACAGGAAAUUGCUGAAGUUAUAGAAGUACCAGAAGUAGAAGAAGAUAUCACUCGAUUUGCGACUACGUAUUAA